Molecule: messenger RNA, 1164 nt
Organism: Carlito syrichta (Philippine tarsier)
Lineage: Eukaryota; Metazoa; Chordata; Mammalia; Primates; Tarsiidae
Gene: WNT3A
Product: Wnt family member 3A
Exons: 5
Coding region: 1-1164 (387 amino acids)
Biological process (GO): cell fate commitment; canonical Wnt signaling pathway; neuron differentiation
Cellular component (GO): extracellular region
Molecular function (GO): frizzled binding; cytokine activity
Source: RefSeq, a predicted model, not a curated record
AUGUGGAUUCAGGAAGCCUUAGGAGGCUCUCUUCAGCCUCGGGCAUCCACGCAGGAGGCAGCCUUGGUGGCCCAGGCGACCAGCAGUUCUGGCAGCCACUGUGACUCAGCAGCUCGGGACAACAACCUAACAAUAGAACAGACCCUCCCCUGGUGCUUGCACCGUACGAAGCUGCGGUCCCUGGCUGUGGGGCCACAGUACCCAUCCCUGGGUGCGCAGCCCAUCCUGUGUGCCAGCAUCCCAGGCCUCGUGCCCAAGCAGCUGCGCUUCUGCAGGAACUACGUGGAAAUCAUGCCCAGCGUGGCCGAGGGCGUCAGGGUCGGCAUCCAAGAGUGCCAGCACCAGUUCCGGGGCCGCCGCUGGAACUGCACCACUGUCCAUGACAGCCUGGCCAUCUUCGGACCUGUGCUGGACAAAGCCACCCGGGAGUCGGCCUUUGUCCAUGCUAUUGCCUCGGCUGGCGUGGCCUUCGCAGUGACACGCUCAUGCGCAGAGGGCACAGCUGCUAUCUGUGGCUGCAGCAGCCGCCACCAGGGCUCGCCAGGUGAGGGCUGGAAGUGGGGCGGCUGCAGCGAAGACGUCGAGUUUGGCGGGAUGGUGUCAAGGGAGUUUGCUGACGCCCGGGAGAACAGGCCGGAUGCCCGCUCGGCCAUGAACCGCCACAACAACGAGGCUGGGCGCCAGGCCAUCACCGGCCACCUGCACCUCAAAUGCAAAUGCCACGGGCUGUCGGGCAGCUGCGAGGUGAAGACAUGCUGGUGGUCACAGCCCGACUUCCGCGCAGUGGGCGACUUCCUCAAGGACAAGUAUGACAGCGCAUCAGAGAUGGUGGUGGAGAAGCACCGCGAGGCGCGUGGCUGGGUGGAGACGCUGCGUCCACGCUAUGCCUACUUCAAGGCGCCCACAGAACGCGACCUGGUCUACUACGAGGCCUCGCCCAACUUCUGCGAGCCCAACCCAGAGACAGGCUCCUUCGGCACACGCGACCGCAUCUGCAACGUCAGCUCACACGGCAUCGACGGAUGCGACCUGCUGUGCUGCGGCCGUGGUCACAACACCCGCGCUGAGCGGCGCCGGGAAAAGUGUCGCUGUGUGUUCCACUGGUGCUGCUACGUGAGCUGCCAGGAGUGCACACGCGUCUACGAUGUGCACACCUGCAAGUAG